This is a messenger RNA of Chelonus insularis, 5902 nucleotides long. Its product is annotated as 60 kDa SS-A/Ro ribonucleoprotein. The record is from RefSeq and is a predicted model, not a curated record. The transcript is spliced from 4 exons. NCBI's taxonomy places the organism in Eukaryota, Metazoa, Arthropoda, Insecta, Hymenoptera, Braconidae. Gene Ontology annotation, cellular component: ribonucleoprotein complex. Bases 340 to 2001 code for a protein of 553 amino acids. Gene Ontology annotation, molecular function: RNA binding.
CCAUUAGUUCCCAAAAUUGAAUGAAACAUCAAAUUUCGUGUUUACUUUUUUUUCAUAUUUACAUUUUUCUGUUUGAAAAGUCAAUCAAAUUAUUCGAAUGACUGUAUUUCAGAAUGUACUUGAUCGAAUGUGGAUGACAAAUUUUUUAUUAAAGUUCUUUCUUGAUUUUUUGUGGUUUAUGGUUUGACUUACGAAGUAAAAAACUCUACAGUUGAUUUUCGUACAUUAUUGGCAAGUGAUCUGAAUAAGUUUUUAGAUAAUUGAAGACGUCAAAGAGUUGUAUGACCGUGUUUGAAUACAACUCUUGGCAUUACUCACAUCUGUUCCAAGAGUGCAAUCAUGGCAGUGGAAGCUGGAAUUUCAGUUGAUGAUGACAAUCCUAAAACUAGAUUCGUCAGAUAUCUUUAUGUUGGCAAAGAAUAUCCUGUGUAUCACUCAAAAACAUGGACAAAUCAAAAUCAUUUUACAAUGGACAAAUUAGCAUCUGUAGUAGAAUUAGCUGCAGACAAAGAGACUGAAUUAUUUCCCAUUACUCAAAUAAAACAGAUAUUACAAUCAGGCCUAAUUCCUAAACCAGAAACAUUGAUGUUUGCUCUUGCCGUAUGUGCAAAGCAAGACAAAAGUGAAAAAUUACGUCAAGCAGCAUAUAGUUUUGUAGUAGAAGAAUGUAAGAAUCCAGAACAGUUUAUGUUGUUUAUAAGUUUUACCUCGCAACUGAGUAAGCAGGCAGCAACUCCUAAACAUGGUUAUGGUCAUGGAUGGCGUAACGCCGUAAACAGAUGGUAUCUUUCACGAAAUGCAGUAAAUUUGGCAGAAUGCGUGACAAAAUAUAAAAGCAGACAUGGUUGGAAGCACAGGGAUAUCAUCAAACUUUCUCAUUUGGCGACAAAAGGAUUGGGACCGGAUGUUCAAGCUGUCUUUAAGUACGUAAUGUACGGUUUGGAAAAGGCAAAACUUGAAUUUGGGAAUGAAUUAAAGGCGAGCGAAGUUUUACAAUUAGUUGAACGAGUUGAAGAUUUUAGACAUUGUGAAGACGCCGUGAGAGCAGCAGGUUUAAUUCGGACAUAUAACUAUACAUUAGAUCACAUUAAUGCUCAUCUUAUGAAGUAUCCAGAAGUGUGGGAGGCUUUAAUUGAUAACAUGGAUUUACCAACUCUUCUUGAAAAUCUUCAAAGGAUUCAUAAUCUUGGAAUUCUUACACCUACAUCGCAAGUAACGGAAAAAGUUCUUAGUGCCAUCACUAAUAAAGAUCAGAUUUUAAAAUCUAAAAUUCGUCCUGCUGUAUUGCUUAUGGUAGUCAGAACAUACGAAGAUCCAGAUAAAGUCCCAGUGUUUAUUAAAAGGAAAUUAGCAAGAAAAAAUAAACUAAAAAAUAGACAGCUACCUAAUCCUGAUAAAAGGAUUAUCGAUGCUUUGUACACAGCAUUAAAUACAUCAUGUUCAAACAUAGAACCAACAGGAUUGAGGUUUUUAAUAACUGUAAGUGCUGAUGGGUGCAAGAAAAAAUCAGUAACUCCAACUCCUUUUGAAGCCUGUAAUCCUUGGGUUCUUGAAGCCGCUAGCAUUAUUGCACUGGGUCUUCUUCGUGCUGAAGAUAAAGUUACUGUAUCAGCUUUCACUGCUGCUGAAGGUCUUAAUGCUCGUCCCGUGCACAUCGAUAAAAAUGCUACGUUCCAAGAAGCGAUGGAAAAAAUGCGUGCAAGAUCCAGUGUUCCACCCAAUCUGGGUAAACCCAUUCUUUGGGCUGCUCAUCAUAGAAGAAAGUACGAUGUUUUCAUUAACGUUGUUGAUAAGAUGCGUGAAAAAUAUGACUUUACUGCACGAGCCAUGGACCUUUAUAAAAAAAAGAUGAAUUUGCCAAAUACAAGAUUAAUUAACUGGGUAGUUGGUUCAACAUCUACGUACAUGGAAGGAAAAUAUGUCAACGACGUUCUAACCGUUUGCGGAUUUGAUGUAAAUGCUCCUAAAGCCAUCGAAGCUUUUGCUAAACGUCAAUUUUAAUAGGACUGGAUGAAAGAAGAAACAUGGAGUUGAAGAUAGUAAAGAAAAUGAAGAUGAAAAAUUUGAAAAUGAUGAAAAAAACUCAAGUUAGUUUUCGGAUAAAAUUACUUAUAAUUCAAUGCAGAAGUAAAUUGAAAUUGAAAUAUUGAGAAGUUAAGUAUUAGCAAAAUUUAUAUAAAUUUUUAAUAUUCCAGUUAAAUCGUAAAUUGAUUCACAAUAAGACUAAUCGACGAUAAAAAAUUUUUACAUAAAAUAAGAAUCAACUUGAAACCGAAAAAUAAUACAAUAUACUUUACUAACAUUAGAAUAAUGAUAUAUUAUCGCACGGUAUUUACUGCAUGUUCUCUACAGUGUUUUUAGAAUAAAGCUGCGCAGAGGGUUUUCUUUUUUUCUGAAAGAAUAACUACUCUCAACAGCAUAUAAAUAGUUAAUUUAAAGAAAUUUUAUCAUAGAAAAUAAUGUAUGCAAAAAAGCCAUUUCGACGAUAGACAAAUUAAAACUGUGCACUAGUUUAUUAUGUACCUCUUUAGAAAAUUUAACAAUGAAGAAAAAACUGUCGUUUUGUUGCAAUUAAACUUCACAAUGAAAGAUAUAAUCCAAGUGCGCAGCGUAUAAUAAUUAGUAAUUAAAUGUAACGCUAAGACUACGCAUAUAUAAAUGUGUGUAUGAUUAGCACGUAACGUAGGAUAUAUUUCUGUGAAGGAACAAACAAAAAAUUGCGCUUAACCAUCGUUUAUUUGCUUUGUCGAAUAUCAAUACGAUGGAGAAAAUUAUGUAAACGAAAAAACGAUUAAAGAAAUAAUUAUUUUAAAAAACUGAUGAAACUAUAGAUUUAGAUUCGAAAAUAAAAAGAAAAUGUAAUAGAUGAAAAUGAUUCGUUCAAAGCAUGUCUCUGUGGGCUAUUGAAUACUUUAGAACUUAAUAAAUAAUAAAAAAGUUUGUCAAACGUCGAAAAUUUUUUAAAAGAAACUAGUAAAAAAAAUGAAAGAUAAAAUUUCUGCCACUGUGAUACGCAUUUAGCCCCAAAGAGUUAUAGACUUACAUGAGUUUUAUUUAACUGUUAUAUCUCGAUAUUUGCCAUAUCCAAAGUGGAAAGAAAAAAUAUUAAAUAAUUAUGAAAAAUAAAAUAGAAUACACAUAUUGAUAUUUAACUACUGUGAUAUGACAAUCGACGUUUGUUCAAGCUAAAAAGAAAGAAGAAUAGUGAGAAAACAAAAUGAAAAAUCAUAAAUAAUUUAAAGGCUGUACUCAGUUAAUAGGUUAAAGGAAUUAAAAAUAAAAUUAAAUAAUAUAAAUAAUAAUGAAAAAUAUGCAAAUGGCCAGAGACAUGCUGACAUAAUAUUGUUAUUUAUCGAUUUUAUUCAGGAUUUACGAACCCGGUGAUACUUAAAUAUAUAUUUCCGUAUAUGAAUUUAUUUAUAACAUUCGUUGGCUUAUAAUCUGACUGUGAAUUAUUGUUUUUCUUUUUUUAUAUAUGCAAUUUAAAUAGAAAACGUUGGUUAAAUAUUUCUAAAUCAGGAUCUUGUUACUUCGCUUGUUACAAAUAACGUAUUAUUCAAUUAUCGUAGAUUAAUAUAAUAUUUCUAAAGUUAUAAAAAUAUAGCUGUUCGUGAAAAUAACGUAAUAUAAUGUAUAACAUAUAUUACAUUAAUUAUUAACUACUUGAUGGGUCGAUCUACUAUUAUAGUUAGUUUGAUUAAAUAUUGAUUAUAGGACUUCUGGCCUACAAAAAAAGAAAAAAAAUACUUUGAGAAAAAAAAUUUCUAUAAGUGAUGUGAAUAUUAUAAUUAAUUCUUUCGUUUAAAAUUUUACAUUUAUAAAAUUUUUAACAAUUACGUCGCUUCAGUAUUUUAUCUGAGUAAAUCUAUUUCUUUUUCAUUUUUUCAAUUACGUUUUCUGGUUCAAUUACAUUAAUAAACGGAAUCAUAUCGGGAAAAAAUUUACAAACGGAAAAUAUAGAACGAGAAAUAAUUAUACAAAUUAUAAUGUAAGAGAGUAUUUAUUAAUCAUAAUUUUUUUUCUCAACGUAAAAAAAAAAUAAAUAAUAUUUAAAUAGUUAAGCUUUUAUAAAUAACAGUAAAACUGUUUUGUAAUCUCUUGGUCAUGUGUCCUAGAAUUAAAAAUAGGUAUAGAUAAAAUAUCGAGAAAACAAUUGUUAGUCAUUAAAAAAAGGAGACUAAUUACUAUUAAUUAGUUGACUCAAAAUUCAAGAGGCAUUAAAAACAAUACGUCUAAUGUGUUCAAUACUGGUUAGAAGCAAUAUGCAAAAAAUACCUAAUUCUUGAAAAGUGAGAAAAAAUAAUAAAACAGAAAAAAGCCUCGUUGGAAAUCAGUCAAUAUACUUUAAUGUUAAAAAUUGAAUUCUGACUUCACAAGGCUUUCAAAUUAUUCUCGGAUCAAUUUUUUAGGAAACAAUAAAAAUAAAAAUUGUAAUUUUAACUUAUUAUUUUAGUGCUAAUAUUAUUAUACUAAUACAGUACUAUCGAUAAUAAUAUUAGUAAAAUAAUAAUUAAUGAUUAUUAAGUAUAUUAAUGAUUCUCUUAACUUUAUGAAAUUAUUUAAUUAUUAAUUUUAUAAAUUUUUGGCUGCCACAAAUCUAUAAUCAUGAUAAAAGAAGAACAUUUACAAUGUCCUAAAUAAAAAAUAAAAGUCGUAUCGAAUUCUGUAAAAACACUCAUCAAUUCUCGUACACCUUACAUAGGUAUAGAAUUCAAUAAAUUCAAUAACCAAAACAACAAAACAAAAUUAUGAGCAUUAUUAAGAAAUUUUUAAUAUUUGAAAAAACUUAUCAAUUCGAUAAAUGAUUGUAACACGACGUUCACUAGAAUGUAAGAAAACGAAUUUAAAACCUUAUGUGUUUUUCGAUAGUACAUUUGUACUGUCACAAUAUAAAAAAAUAGACCAAACGAUAAUAUUCAAAAAGUAAUAAAAUAAAUCUAAUUUAGGAUGAUUACAAUUUGAAUGUAAGAAACUGUAUAUUUCUUGGUCAUGCAAAUUAAUUGCAUUUUCUAGACCCGAUAAGUAAAACUUUGAAAUAAGUUUACAUACAACAUUGCCUAACUUUCGGCCUUAAUUUUUUAUACGAAAAAAACAACUAAAUGAUUAACUAAACUAAUUAUUUAUUUUAUAAUUAUUAAUUACGAACAGAACAAAAAUUGUGAAAAUUCCAUUCUCGAACUAAUAUUCAACGUACAGAUAUUUAUUUAUUUCAAUUUUUUAUAAAAACAAAUCUUUUUUAAUUUUUUGACGUUCAUAUAAAUUGCAAAAAAAAUUUUUGAAGAGAGUUUAAUAUAUAUUCAUACAAACAAAAACGGUUUCACAAUUUUUAUUCAAAUAAAACGAAAUACUCGUGUCCAUAGAAAUAGAAAAAUCAUGUCUAAUGACGUAAAACGAUUAAACUUAAUGACAAAAAGAAUGAAAAGAGAAAUGCGAAUUCUUUGUAAUGUUAUUUUUAUACAAAAGUAAUUUCUAUCGCGUUGAUUCAAUAAAAUGUGGGAUCUGCCGACUCUUGGUGCUCUUUUUAAAACGAAUAUUUAAAAUAAUAAUGGACAAAAUAAGGCGAAACAAAUAAUUGUAAAAAAACGGUUUAAUUAUACAUAUGUGACUCCUCUAUUUUCUUGUUUUUUUCUACAAUUAAACUUAUUGUUAUUUAAUUAUUGUAAUUAAUGUGUUAUAAACAAGGAGUCUGAUUUACUUUUUUUGUGAUUAUCGCAUCAUUUGUUAUAGUAUUUGCUCGUUUUUAUUCCUCAUUCCUUACUUGUUAUUAAUAUCUAAAUGUAAAACAGGAAAAAUGUGAGAUUAUUAUGUAAUUUGUAAUUUUACAUUUUGUCUAAAACUAUUUCUGUUAAACAGUUCAUCAAAAAUCAAAAUUUAUUCAAACAUGACGAAUUAUAAACCUUAA